CGUCCACGGAGUAGAAAGCUGCGGAGUUGUGCUCGAGUGCUUAGCAUACGCAAUUGACCUUGGAAGAAAAGAGAUUUGAUUACUAUAGUCCGGAGUCUAGACUCCCACCGGUAACCAGAAGGAAGGAUUUCGGUUCAUGCCAUCACGGUGAUGCUUAAUCACUAACAGUAGAUAACGUAGUCGUUUUCAACUUGUUUGGAAAUAAACGGGGAUCGCAUUUCUAUGUGACUGGAUAUUACAAUAUUUAAAGAAGGAAGAAAAUAAUAUAUGGAAAGCAGCAAUCGACGGAAAACUUUGGACAGGAUUUUAGGUUUGGUCUGCGUUUGGGAUAUUUAUAUUAUUUUUGAUCACCAUGGAUUACAGUAUUAUUUAUAAAAACGCUGUCAACCAUCCGUUUAUCCCGUCUAUAUUUGGAUGUUUAUAUUAAAUGUUUGGCAUUCUGCGCGCUAGAAGCUACAACGACGAGCCAAAUAAAUUUAAUAUCCUGAAAAGAGAAAUAGACUCCGCGCAUUGAGAUUAAAUUACACUAAAACUGUCAAGUGAUUUUGCAAUUGUCAUUACGACAUUCUGUCAAAUCUGCUUUUUAAGUUUAAAUGUACACACAUCUUUUUCUUGUUAAGGGCGAUACCACGGAUUUUUUGCAAUAAAUUACUUUUUAAGGAUUGCAUGGGACCUUCGGGUCGAAGUGCGAACGACCACUGCUGUCACUGGAAUGAAACGGGAGGAGAGCGACACGAACAACACCAGCAUCAAUUCUUCGCCCUCGGUGUCAGAGCAAGAAUUUGAGGUGGAGGGCACUGUGCUGGAUGGCGAAAUGGAGUACAUGGUGCUGCAGGACAGGAGAGAACUAGAAGAGGAGGUUUGGAAGCCAGAAAUAAACCAGAAUCACUGUCAAGAUGCGGUGAAGGAUUACCUACAAAUGCACUACAGUCCAGACUUUGAGUAUUGGAUGAAGACCACAGCUGAAGGAAUGGGUACAAUUGGACUUGGAGCCAGCUGUUCUGAGGGCUACGGCACUGAGGAACUCCUAACAGAACCAGAGACUACACAUACUUGUUUGCCUGGUGAGAGCGAUGCAGACGCAGAUGUUGAGGAUGCAGAGAGCCGGUUACAAGAGACUCAGCCCCUGCAGCGAGUAAGUUCCAAGCGAAGACGAAGGCCGCGGAUUGUCAAGCAAGAUACAACGGAGAGUGAAGACGAUGGAGGGCGAAACCAAAGGACACACCGCUGGAACCUUAGGCUGAGUCCUCAUCAUGGGCCCAACAAACCAAUAAUAGAGGAAAGUAUCUCCCAGAUGCGUCCACUGGUUCUGGGUAAAUCGACAGCCAUUUCUGAAAGAGACUCUCCCAGCCCUAAACGAUGCAAAGCAGCAGCAAGCCACUCUCUGUUCCACACCUUUACUUGGUCCCUUGCCAUCUCCUUUUUUAUUCUGCCUGUGACUGUCGUCUUUUUGAUAUAUGUCUUGCCAUUGGCUAGUGGGUAAGACCAAUACAAAUUGGCCUCAAUUGUGCUUCAGAAAGACUGCUGCUUAAUGUGCCUGAUAAAAGAAAUCCUAAUACCACAAUCCUGAUUCUUUUAAUUUUCAGUAAUAAAGUGUGUCUGUUGAGUUAA
This is a messenger RNA of Polypterus senegalus (gray bichir), 1611 nucleotides long. RefSeq lists its product as uncharacterized. The transcript is spliced from 6 exons. The record is from RefSeq and is a predicted model, not a curated record. Bases 713 to 1483 code for a protein of 256 amino acids. Lineage: Eukaryota; Metazoa; Chordata; Cladistia; Polypteriformes; Polypteridae.